AUGAAUACAAGCAUUGAUCACCUAGUGACCACUGAUUCUCAAUCAGGUCUUAUAGUAACUCGUGGUAUACCACUUUCUUCAUUUACAUCUACAGAUGAAUCUAUUCUUGAUCUUAGUCAACGAUUAAUUAUUAUUGAUAAUUGGAGAAAAAAUUCAACAUGUAUUUAUACAGAUUCAAUUGAUGAUGAUGAAUUCAAUAGAAUAACAAUAGAAAAUAAAGACAAUAAUAAUUUAAAUAUUGAAUAUUCAUUAACUGAUCAAUUAACACAUAAUUUAAUAAAAGAAAAUUCAUUGUCAGAUAAUACAAAACAAUCACAAAUUGAUCUUUAUUGUUCAAAGAAAAAAUCCAAUUUAUCAUCAUCUCGUAUUGUUAUACAUGAACUUGAACCUUCUUCUUCUCAUUUAUCAUCAUCCAAUUUUCUUUGGUCAAACUAUUUUUCAUUAGUUAAUGAACGAUCUGUAUCCGAAGAAUUUUUUGAUCAUUAUUUAGCAUCAAUUCAAUCCGGUUUUGAAAUCAAUAUGAAACUUGAAUAUUGUUAUGAUAGUCAACAUGAUUUAUAUUGGUUAACACAAAUACAAUUAGUUUCUCAUAGUUUAAUUCGUUUACAUUAUGUUGGUUUACCUGAAGAUGAUACUUCAAAUGAUUUUUGGACAUAUAUCUAUGAACAACGUUGUCAUCCAAUUGGUUGGUGUAAAGAAAAUAGUAA
Molecule: messenger RNA, 707 nt
Organism: Adineta steineri
Lineage: Eukaryota; Metazoa; Rotifera; Eurotatoria; Adinetida; Adinetidae
Source: the annotation of a GenBank genome assembly